Molecule: messenger RNA, 1530 nt
Organism: Rangifer tarandus platyrhynchus (Svalbard reindeer)
Lineage: Eukaryota; Metazoa; Chordata; Mammalia; Artiodactyla; Cervidae
Source: the annotation of a GenBank genome assembly
AUGCCUCUGUCCCUGGGAGCCGGGAUGUGGGGUCCUGAGGCCUGGCUGCUGCUGCUGCUCCUGGCGUCAUUUACAGGUCAGUGCCUUGCUGGUGAGCUGGAGACCGCGGACCUGGUGACCGUGGUGUUGGGCCAGGAUGCCAAGCUGCCCUGCUUCUACCGAGGGGAUCCGGGCGAGCAGGUGGAGCAGGUGGCAUGGGCUCGCGUGGAUGCGGGCGAGGGUGGCCGGGAACUGGCACUGCUGAACUCCAAAUACGGGCUGCACGUGAGCUCAGCCUACGAGGGCCGCGUGGAACAGCCGCCGCCCCCACGGAACCCCCUGGAUGGCGCGCUACUGCUGCGCAAUGCGGUGCAGGCUGACGAGGGCGAGUACGAGUGUCGCGUCAGCACCUUCCCUGCCGGAAGCUUCCAGGCGCGGCUGCGGCUCCGCGUUCUGGUGCCUCCCUUGCCCUCGCUGAAUCCUGGUCCGGCGCUGGAAGAGGGCCAGGGCCUGACCCUGGCAGCCUCCUGCACGGCAGAGGGCAGCCCGGCCCCCAGCGUCACCUGGGACACAGAGGUCAAGGGCACAACAUCCCACCGCUCCUUCACACACUCCCGCUCAGCGGCCGUCACUUCAGAAUUCCAUCUGGUGCCCAGCCGCAGCAUGAAUGGACAGCCACUUACCUGUGUGGUGUCCCACCCUGGCCUGCUCCAGGACCAACGGAUCACCCACAUCCUCCAAGUGGCCUUCCUUGCGGAAGCCUCUGUGAGGGGCCUUGAAGACCGAAAGCUGUGGCAGGUUGGCAGAGAAGGGGCUGUGCUCAAGUGCCUGAGUGAAGGGCAGCCCCCUCCCUCGUACAACUGGACGCGGCUGGACGGGCCCCUGCCCAGUGGGGUACGAGCAGAAGGAGACACCCUGGGCUUCCCCACGCUGACCACUGACCACAGCGGCACAUACGUCUGCCAUGUCAGCAAUGAGCUCUCCUCAAGGGAUGCUCAGGUGGUGGUGGAUGUUCUUGGCCCCGCAGACGCCCCGGGGAAGCAGGUGGAUGUGGUGUCGGCCUCCGUGGUGGUGGUGGGUGUGAUCGCCGCGCUCCUGUUCUGCCUUCUGGUGGCGGUGGUGGUGCUCAUGUCCCGAUACCAUCGGCGCAAGGCCCAGCAGAUGACCCAGAAAUAUGAGGAGGAGCUGACCCUGACCAGGGAGAACUCCAUCCGGAGGCUGCAUUCCCACCACUCGGACCCCAGAAACCAGCCGGAGGAGAGUGUAGGGCUGAGAGCCGAGGGCCACCCUGAUAGUCUCAAGGACAACAGUAGCUGCUCUGUGAUGAGUGAAGAGCCGGAGGGCCGCAGUUACUCCACACUGACCACAGUGAGGGAGAUUGAAACGCAGACUGAGCUGCUGUCUCCAGGCUCUGGGCGGGCAGAGGAGGAGGAAGAUCGGGAUGAAGGCAUCAAGCAGGCCAUGAACCAUUUUGUUCAGGAGAACGGGACCCUGCGGGCCAAGCCCACGGGCAAUGGCAUCUACAUCAACGGGCGGGGGCAUCUGGUCUGA